Molecule: messenger RNA, 519 nt
Organism: Heterobasidion irregulare TC 32-1
Lineage: Eukaryota; Fungi; Basidiomycota; Agaricomycetes; Russulales; Bondarzewiaceae
Exons: 9
Coding region: 1-519 (172 amino acids)
Biological process (GO): protein peptidyl-prolyl isomerization
Cellular component (GO): intracellular membrane-bounded organelle
Molecular function (GO): peptidyl-prolyl cis-trans isomerase activity
Source: RefSeq, a predicted model, not a curated record
AUGACAACAUCUCAGAGACCAGUCGUGUUCAUGGAUGUCAAUAUCGGCGAAACCCCUGCCGGUAGACUGAAGAUGGAGCUGUUCAGCGACAUUGUGCCCAAGACUGCAGAAAACUUUCGCCAACUGUGCACAGGAGAGUACAGAGUCAAUUCACGACCACAGGGAUAUAAGAAUGCCACAUUCCAUCGGGUGCCAAACUUCAUGUGUCAAGGUGGUGACUUCCUCAACGGUGAUGGCACAGGAUCGUUCUCAAUCUACGGGGACAAGUUUCCAGACGAAAAUUUCCAGGAAAAACAUACUGGUCCAGGACUCUUAUCGAUGGCAAACUCCGGUUCUAACACAAAUGGCUGCCAGUUUUUCAUCACGACAGCGAAAUGCGAUUUUCUUGAUGGAAAGCACGUUGUCUUCGGAAAGGUGAUAGACGGUAUGCUUACACUGCGAAAGAUCGAGAACGUUCCAACAGGCCCGAAUAACAGACCCAAGCUGGCGGUGAAGAUAGUCGAAUGCGGUGAAAUGUAA